AUGGAAUCUCAGUGGAUGGCGGAGUAUCCGCACACCAGCGUGGUGGAUAAGCGUCCCAGGAAGAGGGCGAGGGCUGCAUGGGACAUUCCCCCUCUAAUGCCCCCGUCCAAGGUUUGAUCCGUUCCUCUUUUGUUUGUCAUUUUCCCAGGAAAUAUUUUUUGGAUCUGUCCUCUUUAUUUCCUGGGUUUUGGUUUUUUUCUUAUGGGGCUUUUUGCAUAAUUCUUCAUCGAUCCUUUUUUUCUGAGUUAGAUCUACCCAGUGGUCAUCGGUAAUUCAUCAUGGCACUGAAAUUUUCCGUGAAUUAUGUGUUUUUUUAUGAUCUAGAAAUCGCAGGCAGCCUCUGAUCUAGGUCACUCUAGAAGUUUUGUUUGAUACGUGAUAUCUAUCACUUUAUAUACAGCUCUCUGCUUUUUUUGUUUAACGACAUGCUAUGGAAUGUUCUCACUUGACCAUCUUUCGUUAAAGUCUUGUCGCUGUGGAUAUAUGCAAAACUAGAACUCCAUAAUUGUGAAAUCAUAAGUUACGAUCAUUGUUUUCUGCUAUUUUGAGGUCUUGAUCUUUUGAAGAUCUGUAGAAAAAUGUUCCUUUACUAAAUAUUGAUGUUGUUCGUGUCCUCCAGGUGUUAUAUUGUGGUCAAGAAGUUGUGAACAGCACCAGUUCGAAUCACGUUAUUGCUUCAUCGUACGAUUAUGGAGCACCCCGUAAUGUGUCCCCUCCAUGGAGAGACGAUGAUAAGAAUGGGCACUACAUUUAUGCUAUUGGGGAGAAUCUAACUUCCCGGUGUAAGUGAUCCUGUCUCCUCAUCUUUUUUCCUUGAUGUCUAUGGAUGCUUUACUCAUUUAUUUUUUCAUUUUUCAUAUAUUUAUCUGAUUCUUGUGCGCUUUUUUUCAUUUCUCAGAUAGGAUCCUAAGCAAAAUGGGUGAAGGUUAGUUCCUUUUUUCUUCCCCUCUGUCCCUCGCUUGCUUCUGUUUCUCUGCUUUCUUUCGUGCACAACUAUCACAACUAUUCGGCCUAUGAAAACUUCUUUGUGUUCGUCACUCGUUUUAACUCGUUACCUGGCUUUGGUCUUCAUUUUUUUCAUUCAAUCGGCUUUCUACAGGAACAUUUGGGCAAGUCUUGGAAUGUUGGGACCAUGAAAAUAAAGAACUUGUUGCAAUCAAGAUUGUGCGUUCAAUUCACAAGUACCGUGAAGCUGCUAUGAUUGAAAUCGAUGUUCUUCAAAAGCUAGCAAAGCACGAUGUUUGUGGCACUCGGUAGGUUAUUAUUCUCCAUGUUUUCUCACUUUAUUUUUCUAUAACUAUUAGAUGAAUUUCCAUAAGCUGUUUCAUUCCUUGCAGUUGUGUGCAAAUACGCAAUUGGUUUGACUAUCGUAAUCAUAUUUGUAUUGUAAGUAUUUUGUUGAUGCUGUGAUUUGAUUAGUUUAUGAUGGCAAUGAUUUAUCUCAUUGCUCAGUCAUUGAGCCAGAAAAACUUGCCGAUGGAUUUAAAUGGUUAUCAGGUCUUUGAGAAGCUGGGACCAAGUUUAUACGAUUUUCUGCGCAAAAACAGCUUCCGUUCAUUUCCCAUUGACAUGGUCCGCGAAUUUGGCAGACAACUUUUGGAGUCUGUAGCAUGUGUGUGAACAAUACUUGCUCACUCCUUUAUUUGUUUUACUCAAUCGAGCAUUAAAUUUUUUUGUCAAAAUUUUUCUGUUAGGAACAGCUACUUUCAUUUUUUAUCCUCUCUUUCAAUUUAUUCUUAGCUAUGUGGAUAUUAUUUUAUUUUUGUUACUUUUUUCUUUGUGGAAACUGAUUUGUAUCAUUUUUCCAUUUCUUUACAAUAUCUUCCUGCAGUCAUGCACGACUUGAGGCUCAUUCAUACUGAUCUGAAGCCGGAGAAUAUUCUUCUUGUUUCCUCAGAGUAUGUUAAGGUGCCUGAUUUUAAGGUAUUUCUCUUUCAAUAUUUAUUUUUUUUGCAUUUAUGCUGAUAGAUUGUAUUGGUAAAUAUUUCAAAUAUUUUGAUUACUCCUGGGUGAUGCAUUGGCUAUAAACGGCAUUGCUAAUGAGACAUUUGAUCUGUUUUACACUCUUGCUAUGGAAAUUUUUGUAAAGCUUUGGAUGAGGACAACCAAGGACUGUGCUUUCUUCAAGAAUUUACCAAAAUCAAAUGCUAUCAAGCUCAUUGACUUUGGCAGCACAACAUUUGGACACCAAGAUCAUAGCUAUGUGGUGUCGACCCGCCAUUACCGCGCUCCAGAGGUUAUUCUUGGUAAUUAGCUUUCAACUCUUAUCAAGUAAGAACUAAUGCACUUUGUUAGUGUCCCAAAAAUCAUCUACCUUUGGGUCGAUUAAUUCGAUGCUAAUUUUUUUGUCGAGUACUAAAACUUUUAAAAUCGAAAAUUGCUUAUUCUUUCUUUGUAGGACUUGGAUGGAAUUAUCCUUGUGAUUUGUGGAGUGUGGGAUGCAUACUAAUUGAGCUUUGCUUGGUAAGUUUUACAUUCUAUUAUAUCUCCGUAUUCAAUUACUUAAUAAACUUUGUAUUUCUACCGAGAAGAAUGCUAAUCACUUUCAUGGCUUUUGUAAGAAGUUUCUCUUUAAGUUUUUGGUGAACAUUUGUCCUUUCAAUAUCUGAUGGCCAUGGGUAUCUGACUCAAGUUUCUGUUUUAAAGAACCCCUCUGUGGAUGCUUUUUCGUAGUAAUUUAUUGAGAAAUAAUUUUCAGAUUGAAGUUGAUUUCUGUGUGGAUUCAGAUUAUGAUUUCCUGAUUCUGAAAAAUGCAAGGUGCUUUCUGUUCAUCCUGCCUGUAAAAUGUAGAAUGUCUGUAAUAAAGAAUGAUCCAAAUGAAGGUGACACCCGUGAAACAAAAAAAGGAAAAAUAAAAAUCUUGAGUUGAUUUCAAGUUGCAGGUGCAAGAUAUUGUGCUGAUUGUGUGACAUUUAAUGCAUUGCGUUACCUUUUAAAGUCCUCUCUGGUCCAAAUAAGGAUGAUAUGGUGGUGGAGCUUUUCUUAAUUUACUUCUUCCCCCCUUGGCUCUGUUCCUUCAGGGUGAAGCACUGUUCCAAACCCAUGAGAACUUGGAGCAUCUGGCUAUGAUGGAGAGAGUGUUGGGUCCAAUGCCCCAGCAUAUGGUGAAUAGGGCAGAGUAAGAAUCACGGACAUGCAUAUCAUACUGGCUUCAGAAUUGGGCUCCUCAUCUUUUUCCAUUUUUUUUUUUUUUAUGUAGCCGGGGUUCAGAAAAAUACUUCAGACGCGGCAUACGAUUAAAUUGGCCUGAAGGUGCAAGCUCUAGGGAGAGCAUGAGAGCAGUCUGGAAAUUGCCUCGUCUCCAGGUAGACAUUGUGUUUUCUAUUUAUUUUUGUUCUUGAACAUGAUAUUUUCCAGUGGUGUUGUUGAUCACAAGUCAUUUGUUUUUAUCAUCUCUUUGACUUUAAGAUAUGUUUCGUUUUUUGUUGCAGAACCUAGUCAUGCAACACGUUGACCAUUCUGCGGGGGAUCUUAUUGAUCUGUUGCAAGGGCUCCUUCGUUAUGAUCCUUCUGAGCGUCUGAAAGCCCGAGAAGCCCUGUGGCACCCUUUCUUUACCAGAGAUCCCAGAAGAGGUGUUUAUCCGUUGUAG
Molecule: messenger RNA, 3590 nt
Organism: Spirodela intermedia
Lineage: Eukaryota; Viridiplantae; Streptophyta; Magnoliopsida; Alismatales; Araceae
Source: the annotation of a GenBank genome assembly